Messenger RNA from Cooperia oncophora, 570 nucleotides. Lineage: Eukaryota; Metazoa; Nematoda; Chromadorea; Rhabditida; Trichostrongylidae. The record is from the annotation of a GenBank genome assembly.
AUGCUCAACAAUUACAACUGGUGUACGGUGCUGAUUCACCGUACGGUAUUGCCACCACCUAUAAGAAGCUUCGAAAAAUUUCUGCGGCGGAGAUUCCUUGUGCGAUUGAUGGAACAAUCAAGAAUUGGCAGACUAGGUAUUUCCAUUCAAGGAGCAGCGGGAAAAGGACGUAGUGCUGUCACCCUUGGUGCUGACUACGUUGAUUUUAACUCCGGAGGUUGCCUCACAGCCGGUCAUACUCUCACCAGUGCUUAUGGUUCCUGUAGUACUUUCUCCUGCAAUCUUCGGGCGCUUGCUCCUUUCAUUCUUAGUCCUCUUGUACUCUCACCAUUUAUCAUCCAUCCAGUUGUGUUGACACCACUCAUUUUGACUCCUUUCUAUUUAUUUCCUUUCAUUAUCGUUCCAAACGUGCUAUCACCCCUCAUCCUGUCUCCAUUUUUUCUUUCGCCACUCAUACUCGCUCCACCUGCGGUCUCAGCUUUCGUACUUACUCCUUACGCCCUUUCGCCAAUUAUUGCUUCUCCUGGAACUUUAUUCGCAUCAGUGCUUUCUCCAUCGUGGCUCAGUUAA